AUGGAGGCUACUAGUGUGGGCGUGGACGAGCCAAUUCAGGGGGAGAAGGCCCAGGAAGACGAUGGACGAGGUCGCGGCACCGGAGGCAUAGCCAAAGAGGAGAGGAUACGGGUCUCGGUGAGGCUGAGGCCCCUGAAUUCUAAGGAACUGGCGAGGAACGACCAGUCCGACUGGGAGUGCAUCAACGACACCACCAUCAUCUUCAGGAACAUCCUGCCGGAGCGCUCCAUGUUCCCCGCCGCCUACACUUUCGGUAAAGACAUUCUUGCAGACACCUCGUGAAUAAAAAAUGGGGCAUUGCCCGUUUCGUUCAUCUCGAUAUUCCCUUCGUGGGAAAUCUCUUUUCUCGGAUCCCGCCUCAAAUUUAGGAUCUGCAUGCCGGAACUGAUCCUUCUCCUUCGUCUGUAUUUGUUCAUCUUCCUCCUCUAGACAGGGUGUUCAGACACGACAGUGAUACGAAGCGAGUAUACGAGGAGGGGGCGAAAGAAGUUGCUCUAUCUGUGACCAGCGGAAUCAAUGGUGGGCGCUUCCAUCCCUGUCCGCCUCCGUUUCCCCUGCUCCAUCGGAGAUCUUUUCUUGAGAAAAAUGAAGCUAAUGGAGCCCCGCUGUGUCAGCAAGCAUCUUCGCUUACGGACAGACGAGCAGUGGGAAGACCUACACCAUGACCGGGAUCACAGAGUAUGCCAUGUCUGAUAUCUAUGACUACAUAGAAAGGGUAAUCUACGACUACAGUGAUUACCUUUCAACAAUAAAAAAAAUCAUCGAUUUUUUUUUUCUUUCGAAAAUUUUCGUUCGACCCAAUUCCUGAAUUUCCGAUGGGCAUGGUAUUGCACUAAUCUAAUCUCAGCACAAGGAGAGAGAAUUUGUGCUGAAGUUCUCAGCAAUGGAGAUAUACAACGAAGCUGUGAGGGAUCUACUAAGCGCUGACAGUACUCCCCUCAGGCUUCUGGACGACCCAGAUGCAAGUACCAAGCCUCCAUUUCUCAUCUUCUUCCCCUGACUGACUGAGUGAGAGAAUCGUUGUCGUCAGUCCGAGUUUGAUUCUCCUAAUCUUCUCUGCAGAGAGGGACCACCGUGGAGAAACUUACAGAGGAAAUACUCGAGGACUGGAGCCAUAUGCAGGAGCUUCUGUCCAUGUGUGAAGGUCUCCGAAAUCUCUGCAAGAUGUCUUCGUACAGCGUUCCAAGUCUUUAGAUUCUUACCGACGUCCGCCGUGUUGCAGCUCAAAGGCAGAUUGGAGAGACCACCUUGAACGAGACGAGCUCCAGAUCUCAUCAAAUCCUUAGAUUGGUCAGUUUCCUUGGCCGGAUCAGCCAGAGAGGUUAGGCUUUAUUUCUUGUGAAAAGCUUUCUGGUUAACCCAUUUUCUGUGACUGUGGAUUCCUCCAGUCCGUUGAGAGCUCUGCUCGGGAGUUUGCGGGGAAAGACAACUCGCGCAGCCUCGCCGCCAGCGUGGUACGAGAAGGCUCAAGUGGGUCAAGCUAAUUUUCAGUCUCCUCACUGACGGGCUAAUUAUUGUUUUCUUUGAGGGUGGCAGAAUUUUGUUGACUUGGCGGGCAGCGAGCGGGCAUCUCAGACGUUGUCCGCAGGCGCCCGGCUGAAAGAGGGCUGCCAUAUUAAUCGCAGCUUGCUAACUCUGGGGACCGUCAUUCGCAAGCUAAGGUUGGCCUCCCUGGUGCUUUCCAUUUUGGGCAUCCUUUCCAGUAUCGCUUAGCUCCCAAUAUAAAGUUCAUAAUGGUUGGCAUUCUAUGAUUUGAUUUCCACCAGCUGCUCGGAGUAGACAAGAUCUGGGGUUUUUUUUUUUCUUUUUUGGGAUGCAAAUCUGCUUCAUGAUUCAAGCUGAUACGUUUUCUGAAAGCAGCAAGGGACGGAGUGGCCACAUCCCAUUUCGGGACUCCAAGUUAACACGCAUACUCCAGUCGUCCUUGGGAGGCAAUGCCAGGACCGCAAUUAUCUGCACGAUGAGUCCCGCCAGAAGCCAUGUGGAGCAGUCCAGGAAUACCCUUCUGUUUGCGAGCUGCGCCAAGGAGGUGGUCACCAGUGCGCAGGUCAACGUGGUCAUGUCGGACAAGGCCUUGGUCAAGCACCUGCAGAAGGAGCUGGCGAGGUUGGAGGGUGAACUCAGAUGCUCUGGCCUUCCUUCCGGCAGCUCUUACUCCGAGACCUUGUUGAAAGAGAAAGAUGCCCAGAUUCAGAAGGUGACAAUGCAUCAUCUUGUCUCUAUGAAAUGCUAUACUAGACAUCAAAAUUUACAGGCUCUUUCCAUAAAUGGUUCUUUCAUCAUCACCAGGGGAUAUUAGCCGACCAUCUGCCUUUCUUAGGAGCCGCAUUAAGCACAGAAAUCUGGGUUUAGAGGGGAACUUACUGCUCAACUUACGACUGAACCCAGACUUCAUUCUGCAGAUGGAAACAGAGAUGAGAGAACUCACCAGGCAGCGUGAUCUUGCUCAAUCUCGGCUUGACGAUUGGCUCAGGGCUGUAGGAGAUCGAGAGCCACAACAAUCGGUAAUUACCCUUCUUCCAGAUGAGAUGCUCAUGUGUAACGAUUCUGCUGUUUCAUCUUCCAAUCUCGGGUUCUACUUCUCCUUUCAGGGUGAUUUUUUCCUAAAUUCAAUGCGGCAUGGCCUCAAUACCUUGGAAGGUGGAUUAUUUUCUCUCUCUGAGCCCUCGACUGUUCAUGAUUAUGGCUUCAUCUACUCCAACACUCUUGGGGAUUCCUCCUGUUGUGGUGUUAAUCACAACGACAGCUUCCAAGCACUUGACUCAAGCUCAAUCAGUGGUGAGAGUUCUGUCAGCUCAGCUCACAAAGUCUUGGAGGGUGCAACCCAGGCUGGCUCUCUAGAAAUGGAGCUUUGCAGGGAUGUUCGAUGCAUAGAGACUGAGGAGAACAGCACAGGCACAAAUGGGGAAUCUAAUGAGGUUUUAACUGAAGGAAAUCAUAAACCGCCGCUCCCAACAGCAUUAAGCAACCUUGAAGACCAAGAGCUGACAAAGAUUGAAGGCUUGGAAGAUGUGAAUGGAAGGAAAGCCAUUAAUUCCUCACCAUGGCUGCUGCAGGGUCCUCUGCCCUGCCCCAGAAGCCUUGGCCUGACCAGGAGCCGAAGUUGCAGAGCCUCUUUCAUGAAUGAAUCUACUCCUCUCUGGCUCCCAGAGGAAGAACAACCAAGUGGCAAUGCACCACCAAGCAGCUUUCUGAGAGGUUUCUCUGCAAAGAGCGGAGAGUUCCCAAGAACACCUCCACCACUGAGCUGUAACGCUGGAAAUAAGACCAAUUUAGAAGACGGAAAUCGGAGGCCACACAAUUCUCUGGAACCGGAAAGCAUGAAUUCUGAACCGGAAGAGAGCAUCACCAGCAUCAGUAGCUUUAUCGCAGAAAUGAAGGGUAUGGCCCAGAAUAGGUUUCAGAGCCAGCUGAACGAUGGGCAGGUGAGAACACCCAUAACGAGAAAAUAAUGAAACCUUUGCAGCACUGGUUCUUACUCUUGAGUUCAAUAAUGAUCAUAAUCUGUCGAUUUUUCCACUGGUUCUUACUCAUGAGCUCAAUAAUGUUCCUAAUCAACAGAUUUCUAUGACUUUCUUAGGUUCCCUACUUUUUUCUUUUUCAUUGCAAAGAUUCCACUGACCCCGAACCCAUCAACUAAUUCCAUGGAUAUUAUGUCAACAGGUUAAGGAUCAGAAAGGCGUUGACCAUACCGGCUUGGACACAGCCAUAAAUCCCACAGAAUGCCCCAGUUGGCCAGCAGAAUUCGAGAGACAGCGGCAGGAGAUCAUCAGACUCUGGCACGCCUGCAGUGUGUCCUUGCUCCACAGAACCUACUUCUUCCUCCUCUUCAAAGGGGACCCUGCUGACUCCAUAUACAUGGAGGUGGAGCUGCGGCGCCUUGCCUUCCUGCGGCGGGUUUUCACUGAAGGGAGUAUUGACAAAUCAGUGGCCGAAAAUGACUUGAAGAUCACUCCAGCAUCAAGGUAGCCUCUCCAGAUUUCCAGUUCUAUUUGGACCAGCUAGCCUUUCCAGCUUCAGAAAUCCUUGACACCUUUUUGCUUCUCUGGCUUGGUGGCAGCAUGAGGGCUCUCCGACGUGAAAGGGAGAUGUUGUGUUACAAGCUGCAGAAGAGGUUAUCAGGGGAGGAGAGGGAGAGCCUCUACCGGAAAUGGGGUAUCCCCCUGCAUUCCAAGAAAAGAAGGGCACAGCUAUCCCGGCUGCUGUGGAGUGACACCAGCAACAUGGACCACAUCAAAGACAGUGCAUCAGUGGUGGCGACACUCAUCGGGCUGCUCGAGCCGAACCAAGCCCUCAAGGAGAUGUUCCAGCUUAGCUUCAUGCCCCAGCGGAUCCCCACCAGAUCCCAGAGCUGGAAACACAGCAGGUCUUCUCUUAUUUGA
Messenger RNA from Spirodela intermedia, 4382 nucleotides. NCBI's taxonomy places the organism in Eukaryota, Viridiplantae, Streptophyta, Magnoliopsida, Alismatales, Araceae. The record is from the annotation of a GenBank genome assembly.